AAUGGCGGCUAACGAGUGAAUUCAAACUGUAAGUCAACGAGGAGUUUUUAAAGUUUCAUGGAUCGCAAUACCACUCCCCGAAAAAAGCGAAAUAUGCCUAUUUCGAAUCCACGUCAACGGAGUAUUUCACAAUAUUUUACUCCUAGAAGUGGUAUCAGUAAAGAAGACGUGAACUUCCUCGUUAAACCAACUGCAAAUCCUUCUACACCUGGUAUUGCCACCUCUGAUUCUGUUUUGAACGGACAGCGCGGAUUCACGAAUCAAGUGACACUUCCACCCACACUUGGAUUCACUUCAGCCGCUAACAUUUAUUUGCAAGCUGGAAAACGGUGCUCAGGAGCUCAAAAGCAGUCAAUUGCAUCUGUGGAGCGCAAUCUAGCGAGUGUUACUAGCCAACCGGAGGAUUUCCAAAUUCCUUGCCAUUCCAACUCAAAAACUUGUUCUUCUGAAGGAAAACAAACGCUCAUUAACAGACAUAUACGUAUCCCUGACUUUGUGGCUUCAUCUUCGUUCUCUUCGCCAUCUUCCAGUUCUUGUUUAAGUACACUUACCUCCAGUUUAUCAUCGUCGAGUCCGUCGGCGCGAAACAUGAAACGCGCUCCUCGAUCAACCAGAACGCAAAAGAACUUGAAGGGAAAAUCUGGAAAAAAUCAGAGGAGUGCCCUGAAUACCAUCUUCGUCAAAAGCGACGAUGAAGGUUCUUCAAAUGACAGUGACUGCUGUUUAAUUAUGAACGUUGUUCAUGGAAGAAAAGCUAAGCAUGAUUCUGAUGUGAGAGGAAACUCUACAUGUAGUUUAUCACAAGCUUACUGGAAUGAUUCCUGCAUUCAAAGUAGUCAAGUGAGCCUGGAAAGUGCAGUCAGCAAAAGAGGAUGCAAUAAAAAUAAUUCUAUAUCUUUUCAAUCUACUAAGCAAGCUAAAACAAAAUCAUCAUCAAGUUCAACAUUUGGUCUUUUUGGUGGUGACAUUAUUGAUUCUGAUGAGGAAGCUGAUUCUCAAGACUUCAAUCAAUGCAGUACUGAUUUAACUCAUUUGCCUGUGGAGAUUUUGGAGAACAUUUUGUGUCAAUUGCCUAUAGUGGAUUUGAUGUUGAAUUGUGCCUUAGUGUGCCGUCAGUGGUACAACAUAAUAUCAAAGGAUUCUUUCAUUCCUUGGAAGAAGAAAUAUUUUCUUCUAAAGAACAAGGACAAUUCAUCUGAAGAUUUUAUGAUUGAACUACUGGAGAGAAAAGGACUACUAGAGGUGGAUUUGUUUCCACUGAAUCUCUCAAGUUUUAUGAAAGAUUUUAAAAGAAAAGGGAGCUUGUCUCUGAUAGAAGAAUUGAAGACACAUUCCAAGUUCCCAUUAAUAGGGACAUUCAUGGAAACUCUGACUGGCAGCUCAAAAGAGGUUCCUAGUCCUUGGUCUGUUGUAGCACUUCUGACACUGGUUUGCCAAACAGUUUAUGAAGUACAAGAAAUAGUCCGUUGUUUGACAAGGUCCACUUCCUGUCUGGUCCAUGACAUUCUGGAAUGUUUUUACUGUCUGGCAUCAAUCUUUUACUACCUAGAGUCACAAAACAGAGUUGGAAGUGGUCUUCACUACAGAGUGUUCUAUACACUGUAUUUGUAUGAGAAUGCAUUUCAAGCCACACGUGCAUCUCUUGGUUCUGUGUUUGGUCAGAAUUCUACUGGACAGCAGUCAAUGAUGCGAUACAGGUCAUCCUUUGACAAGCUGCAGCUUACCCAUGAGCAAGUUCGCAUUAUCAAACAUGAUGUCAGAGUGGGAGAGAUCAUAAAAAUUGUAGCAUUUGCAGGAACUGGUAAGACUACAACUCUUGUUGAGUACACCAAGAUGAGGCCUAUGGAACGAUUCCUUAAUGUGGCAUACAACAAGUCAAUUCAGGAACAUGCUGCUAAGAUGUUCCCUAGCAAUGUUGAGAACCGUACAAUCCACUCGCUUGCCUUCAGGAAAGUGGGAGUUAGAUACAGACACAAGCUUACGUAUCGUCUACGGAUCAGUACUAUCAUGAAUGCCCUUCCCUCCAAUUGCGGAUAUCUUCAUGCCCGACGCGUUGAAGAAACUCUUAAUAACUUCAUAGCAUCUGCUGACACCACUGUGAACCCCAAACAUGUACCAGCAGCUAAGAGAACCUUAGUGGAUGUUUCCUCUUCAGAAGGAAGCGAGAUUGUGGUAUCUAUCUUUGGUGAACACGGUACAGAUACAAGUUAUUUGAACAGUGACCAGUACAUUCAGAAAGUUGUCUCACAUGCGCAUGGCCUAUGGGAGAGAAUGAAAGAUCAAGGAGAUAAAGAAUUCCCAAUCACUCAUGAUGGUUACCUUAAGAUCUAUCAACUCAACAGGCCAGUUCUUGAUGGAUACGACUGUCUCCUGGUUGAUGAAGCUCAAGACUGUACUCCUGCUGCCUCCGAUAUUCUUCUCAGUCAGUCUUGUGCAAAGAUUUUAGUGGGAGACCCCCAUCAGCAGAUAUAUGCGUUUCGCGGAGCAAGAAACGCUCUUCAGGAGGUGAAAGGCACCCACACGUUUUACCUCACUCAGUCAUUCAGAUUUGGUCCGGAGAUAGCUUAUGUUGCGUCUUGUGUUUUGGACGUGUUGAAAGGUGUGCGAAACAAGACUUUGGUUGGAGGAGCUAAGAAAGGCUCAGUGCUUGGUGAACAAUCCGGUCAGCUGUGCGUGAUUACACGCUGUAAUUAUACUCUGUUCAACGAGGCUGUUAAUGUGUGCUGUGCGAACAACGACAAAAGAGUUGGUUUUGUUGGGGGUCUUAAAAGCCUCGCGCUUGAUCGAGUGUUGGACAUUCACAAACUGUUUACUGCUGAUACAAACAAAGCGCACUCAGGAAUCAAGGACGCUUUAAUCAAGAAAUUCCGUUCAUUUUCUGAAUUGAAGAAGUAUGCGAAAUGUGCUCCUGACCCAGAACUGCUUGGCAAGAUUAAGAUCGUCGAGACACAUCAUGUCAUGCUGCCGCAAAGGAUAGAGAAGAUAACUUCCAAAGCCGUUGGAAACCUACGGCAGGCGGAUAUUGUUUUCUCCACAGCACACAAAGCCAAAGGGCUUGAAUUCGACACAGUUCGCGUCACAGAUGAUUUUCUACCUGGAACAGACAUUGGUGUGCCAUUACAUGACCAUGGUGAAGAUGAAAGAAACCUAGUGUAUGUCGCGGUUAGUCGAGCAAAGAAGUGCCUCCAACUCAAUAGUACAAUUCUCAACAUUCUUGGGUACAGAAAGGAACAUUUCGUGGAGUUGGUAUCACCGAAGGAGUUGUCUCAGCCGGCCUUCUGUGUAAACUGUAAGAAAGAUGUCGAGUUUUCUCCGCGGCCUCACGUUGUGAUUCAGAAAGAAAAUGUUGUACUGGGUGGAAACGUGACAAUGGCUGGAGGCGUUCUUUGUCCUACGUGUGCUGUUGAUACAAUACCACAUUUAGGAUGUCUAGUUUCUGUAAACAAAGAAAGUUGAGUGCUUCAUUUCCAAGGGCAGAAUGUUAAUUGAAUGAUGUAUGAAAGAGCAUAUAGAAUUAGAUGUAUCAAAUUUUGUACUUAUUUUAAGAUAGUUAUAAUGAUAUUAAUGCAUAUGAUAAUAACGGUAAUAAUAAGCAAUUAGUGGUGAGUUUAAGCAUGAUAUCAUAAGUUAUCAAAACCGACGCUAAGGCUGAUAACACAGAUGCGAGGUUUGAUAAUUCAUGAUAUCGAGCGAAAACCGAAUUCUAUAAUUGUUUUAUUACACAUUUUGUCAACAAUCUGCAAAAGAAGACACUUUCCCUGAGUUUGAAAAAGUUUGGAAACACUACACGGACGAGAGACUUGUAAAAUAAGGGAGACUUUGAACUCGACAUGAUAAAUACCUUAUCCUCUGCAGAUAUUGCAUUUAUUAUGUCAUCUUCACACGCUAUUGUAAUUCAGAUUUUCAUAGUAACUCUAAUGUAUGGUAAUACUAUUACUUUUUCUUUCUGUUUUAUUUAAUCAUGUCAUCUCCACACGCUAUUUAUCUUAAUGGAAUGCUCGUGCUAAUUCAUAUUUUUCAUAGUAAGUCUAUUAUAUAGUAAUAAAUAUCAUUUUUCCUAUUCAGAUUUUUCAUAGUAACUCUAAUGUGUGAUAAAUAAUGGUAAUUGAACUGAGUGAAGUGCAAUUUGGGCUGAAAUCAUACGCGUGAUUUCAAAAUCGAACAAGCGCGCAGCGUGAGUUCGAUUUGAAAUCAUAAGUAUGAUUUCAGACCAAAAUUGCUCAACACGAGAUUCAAUUACCACUUUAUUACACCCAUUUUGAAAUCGCUCAAAUACAGGACUUGGUCAGUUCAAAUUUUUUUUUAAUUGAUGCAGUACU
Molecule: messenger RNA, 4319 nt
Organism: Pocillopora verrucosa
Lineage: Eukaryota; Metazoa; Cnidaria; Anthozoa; Scleractinia; Pocilloporidae
Product: F-box DNA helicase 1
Biological process (GO): double-strand break repair via homologous recombination; replication fork processing
Cellular component (GO): nucleus
Molecular function (GO): protein binding; ATP binding; 3'-5' DNA helicase activity
Source: RefSeq, a predicted model, not a curated record